AUGUUCAUGAUAACUAGUGUUGAACUUUAUGUGCCCUUCAAUUCUGGUGAAUUGGGUAAAUCAGAGCACGACAUGUCUCGAAGACACGGACCCAUUCAGAUCCCGCCCAUCGAUAAUAAAGUGCAAGUCUUCUCCGAUUCUGAUGUUUCACUUCACGGAAUGUCUAGUAUUUGGGGAAAGUCUGUCACUUUGAGGGACACGAGUAAUAGUGAACACAGAGCCUGUUCUAACAUCUUUACCACCGAAGCCGUGAAGACUGCUUUGGCCACAUUCACAGACACUAUCGCCGGAACCGUUCUGUUCAGAGAGAACCAAAGAGGAGAGACUUUAAUAUUUACUAAUCUUUAUAAUACUGGCAAUGAAUAUAAGUCCACCUCAAGGAAUGAAUGGAAAGUUUUGGUAACCGAUAUCUUUGAUACAAAACGUGACCGAAAGUGCGAGUAUUUGCAGACAGUUUUGGACCCAAACAAUGUGGAAGACAUUCAUUGCUCCGCAACUGAACACCAAAUGUGCAAAAUUGGAGACUUGACUCGAAAGCACGGAAUGGCUGUCAUUGGCUCUAAUAAUAACAGAUAUUCAAAGAAGAUAUCUAUUGAUCUUAAUUUUCCUCUCACAACACUCGAGUCCAGUCGUGGAAUAUAUGUAUCAAUAUAUGACAAAAGUAGUGCCAAACGUGUCAUGAGUUGUGCGAAAGUGGAACUAAUAGAAGCUCGAGAAGUGAAGGCCAUCUUCUCUAUGGAUGGAGUGAAGGGUUCAAUUCAUUUUAGUCAGAGUUAUCGAACGGAUCCAACGGUUGUCACCAUUUCAUUGAGUAAUUUACGGGGAAGAGGAAAGUGGUAUCACAUCCAUGAACUUCCACUACCUAUCCAUCAGAAAAGUGAUGAUCAGCUCUGUUCCGCUCAAUCGGUUGGCGGACAUCACAACCCAUUUGGAACCGACAGCAAAUCGGGCCCCGAAGCGGGUGUAGGAACUAGUGAUGAGUACGAAGUGGGAGAUCUGAGUGGAAAAUACGGUCCUUUAAGUGAAGAACAGGAUAUGGAGAAGUUUUGGGGUGUUUUUGUUGAUUUAAAUUUACCACUUUUUGGGAUCAAUUCUAUUGUGGGCCGUUCUGUUGUCAUCCAUAGAGGCUCAGGCGAGCGUUGGAUCUGUGCCAACAUUGGAUAUCCCGGUCCUAUUACUACAGCUGUGACCACUUUCUUCUAUCCAAUUGUAGGAACUGUUGUUUUUCGUCAACUCAAAGAUAAUCCAUUGUCCGAAACAACAGUAUUAGCAGAACUAAGUUAUUCAGACGGCAGCGUAAACACUACAACGGGUCAUAACUGGCACAUCCAUAUUAAUGAACACAACAGAGACUUUUAUAACUGGAGUAAACGGUGUGAGAGCGCCGGUCAACACUUUAAUCCAUUUAAUGUGGGACUCGGCAGGACUUAUAAUACUUUAUGCAGUAAUGAAAACCAGUUUCGCUGCGAAGUUGGAGAUCUGUCUUCAAAAUCUAAUAAGAAAUUAACGAUUGCUUCUUAUAGAGGAAGUGCUAAUAAUAAACUCUUCUAUACGGACACACUUUUACCACUAUCUGGGCCUCAAUUGCACUCUAUUAUUGGUCGGUCUCUUGUAAUACACGACGACUCGGGUCCCCAACAAAGAGGCGAUAGACUCGGAUGUGCUGUCAUUCGAAUUCUACACUCAAUGACAGCCGCUGUUAGGAAUUGGAGAACCAGUUCUGGCAUUACGUCCAAUAUAUCGGGUUCAGUGGUUUUGCAUCAGGAGAGCCCAUACGAUGAAACCAAUAUUAAGUUAGAUCUUCACGGACUUCAUGGCCUGGCUUCUGGAUAUCACAUUCACAAAGUUUGGGUUCCAAUGGACAAAGAAUUUCCCUGUUCUAGUGAUGCAGUCUAUGGACACUACAAUCCAUUUGCUGUGGAUGUGUCUGUCGGACCAUUUCCCCAAAUUGGUUCCGUAGAUGAGUACGAAAUGGGAGAUCUGAGUGGCAAGUUUGGUCUUCUCGAUGACAAACACAAACAGAGAAUUGAUUUAAUUGAUGUCAAUUUGGGCCUUCGAGGGCACAAUACAGUGAUCGGCCGAUCCAUUGUAAUCCACAAAAAAGAGAAAAACUUUCGUUGGGUUUGCGGAACAAUUAGAGCCGAGGAGAAGAAAGAUAGGGCGCGGGAAACGGUGGCGUUGGCCUCUUUCGAUGACCCGCGACAUCUCAUCUCCGGUUACAUUCGGUUUCGCCAAUUUGAAUACACUGAUGGAAGUCUGAGCGACACAUGGCUUGAUAUUGAUCUGAAAUAUCCCGGACUUAACAAUCGCAACAUAACUACAGGUCAUAAUUGGGCCGUUUUUGUCAGUUCUGUAGGAGAGGACGGUUUUAAUCUAAUAGAUUCUGUCCGGUGUUUGGCUGCGGGCUAUCGUUGGAAUCCUUAUCUAAGCAAAGAUGACAUUGAGAUAUACAAAAGGGAUUGCAAUCCUGCGAACCCACUUCGGUGUGCAAUGGGAGACCUGAGCGGUCGACACGGCUUUCUAUCAGUUGGAAGUGAGAGAAGUGUUAUAUCGGACGUGAAUUUGCCGCUCUCUGGCAACUACUCAGUGAUGGGCCGUUCGCUCAUUAUAUUCAAAAGCAAUGGCGAUGUCAUACCUUUGGGCUGCGCUAACAUCAAACCAGACAUACAUCUUGUAAGCAGUGUUGCCGUCCGUAAGAACCCGGCCUUCACUACCGCCAAAUUCAUGUCUCAUAUGAGAACUUUGCUCAAUACUACUGAUUGGUUGGUUGUGCCCGAUAUCCACUACACCAAAGAUAUCUCCAAUAAUGAAUGCGUUCAGUUGUCGAUCAACUUUUAUGGAUCAGAAGCACAGAAACUGCAACUUGAGUUCAGUAAUCUAAUCAAUUUGGGAACUGUUAAGCGAUCGACGAGAACUGGCAUUCAAUCCGUUUCAACUUUUUACAAGCCCUGCAAAAGUUGUAAUGAACGACAACACAAUCAAUGCCUCAAACCAUAA
Messenger RNA from Medioppia subpectinata, 2997 nucleotides. NCBI's taxonomy places the organism in Eukaryota, Metazoa, Arthropoda, Arachnida, Sarcoptiformes, Oppiidae. The record is from the annotation of a GenBank genome assembly.